AUGGCCACUAACGCAGAGCAAAUGUCGAACAACGGCUCUUACCCAGAGAAAAAUCAGUCUAACAGCGCCGUUUAUGUUCUCGAUGAACGGCGUCGUGCUGCUCUGGCCGAAAUCGACAACGCCAGUUUCUCAUGGUUCCAUGUAAAAGUCUGCCUGGUGGCUGGUGUUGGAUUCUUCACGGAUGCCUAUGACAUAUUUGCUAUUAACAUUGCCGUAUCAAUGUUAGGUUACGUUUACGGAAAAGGCCAGAAUCUGAACACUAACCAGUCGCUGGGUGUCAAAGUUGCGACGCCUGUUGGUAACUUAGUUGGUCAACUCCUCUUCGGUUGGCUCGCAGAUGUUGUCGGUCGUAAACGGAUGUAUGGUAUCGAAUUAAUGAUCAUCAUUAUCGCAACUUUCGGUCAGGCUGUUGCUGGUCAAGCUCCCGCUGUCGGCAUCGUUGGUGUCCUGGUUGUCUGGCGAUUCAUCAUGGGUGUAGGUGUCGGUGGUGAUUAUCCCCUUAGCGCUAUCAUCUCUUCAGAAUUUGCUGCCACCCGCUCUCGUGGUCGUCUUAUGACCGCCGUAUUUGCCGCGCAAGGUUGGGGUCAAUUCGCCUCUGCGAUUGUUGGUCUCGUCGUCGUGGCUGCUUACAAGGAUGCCAUCCUCAAGGCACCUUUCCCAGCAGUAGUCCCAGUCGACUACACUUGGCGUCUCCUCAUUGGUCUUGGAUGUGUUCCAGGAGUUGUUGCUCUUUACUUCCGUCUUACAAUCCCGGAAACGCCUCGUUUCACUAUGGAUGUCGAGCGCAAUGUCCAACAAGCCACGUCAGACAUUGACGGCGUCCUGGCUACCGGGAAAUACGUCGUAGACGAAGAUGCUAUUGUCCAGCGUGUCCAGGCGCCCAGGGCUAGUCGCAGAGACUUUGCGGCAUACUUCUCCAAGUGGGAAAACAUGAAGGUUCUCAUCGGUACAUGUUACUCCUGGUUUGCCCUAGACAUUGCCUUUUACGGCCUUGGUCUCAAUAACUCAGUCAUUCUGACCGCCAUAAAGUUCGGUUCUCCCUCAGGUCCUACAAACACGUCUCAAUACGUCUAUUCCAAUCUAUACAACAUUUGCGUUGGUAACCUGGUUUUAUCUGUUGCUGGUCUUAUUCCCGGUUACUGGGUUUCUUUCCUUUUCAUCGACUCUUGGGGUCGUAAGCCUAUCCAACUCAUGGGUUUCACUAUGCUCGCCAUCCUCUUCAUCAUCAUGGGCUUUGCAUAUGACAGGCUUAAUGCAACAUCAGCCGGAAGGAAUGCAUUUGUGUUCCUAUACUGCUUAGCUAACUUUUUCCAAAACUUUGGCCCCAACACGACCACCUUCAUUGUCCCUGGAGAGGCAUUCCCCACUCGCUACCGUUCCACCGCACAUGGUAUCUCUGCCGCCAGCGGAAAACUCGGGGCUAUCAUUGCUCAGGUUGGUUUCGGAAAACUUGUGAACAUCGGAGGUACCAACGCUUUUGUGCAACACAUUCUGGAGAUAUUCGCGUUCUUCAUGAUCACUGGUAUUUUCUCGACGCUGUUACUUCCUGAGACAAAGCAAAAGUCCCUUGAAGAUCUCUCGAAUGAAGACCAGCACGGCUUCGUCGAAGGUGUUGCGGGAAAUACAUCUCAGCCUAUCCGGUGAGAUUGAGGACUGCAUGCCAGUCAGGCUUUUAGGAUAACGAGUGUCUCGCAUAUGUAGUUACUUUUUCUUGCUACGCAUGCUCUUGGUUUUUUGCCUGUAGAUAUUCGAAUUUAGUUUUACAUAUAUAAUUAUCUCUCAGUAGCAGACUGGCUGUC
Messenger RNA from Serpula lacrymans var. lacrymans S7.9, 1799 nucleotides. RefSeq lists its product as uncharacterized. The record is from RefSeq and is a predicted model, not a curated record. Gene Ontology annotation, molecular function: phosphate transmembrane transporter activity. Gene Ontology annotation, cellular component: membrane. NCBI's taxonomy places the organism in Eukaryota, Fungi, Basidiomycota, Agaricomycetes, Boletales, Serpulaceae. The transcript is spliced from 11 exons. The coding region runs from base 1 to 1644 and encodes 547 amino acids. Gene Ontology annotation, biological process: transmembrane transport; phosphate ion transport.